AUGUUUGGCUUCUGCUGCUACGGCAACGUGAUGCUGCGAAAAGAAAGCGCUGACAAGCCAUACCCAUCCUGGUUUUUUGGCUGGUUGCUUGGUAUGGUUUGUUAUACUUAUCCGGGCGCGGUUUUCUCUGAUCUCUUGUUUGUGCCAGAUGCCCCAUUGCGCGCGCUCACCAACAAUAACAUUCUGAUCUGCUUCAGCCUGUGGUACCUGCUCGUUCAGAACUCAAUGUGGGUUUAUAAGUUCUUGCAACGGAAGCACGUCUUCAUUUGGCUCACGACCUGGUGGCUGGCAGAUGCCACUCGUGCCUCCUUGCUCUUUCUGGAGCGGGCUGUUGCUCAUCAGCCCGUGUUUGCACGAGGUGUCUGGCAGGCCUUCGUGUGGUGUGGUGCUGGCCCCGUUGCUCGCCUAGUAGAAAAGUCCAUCCGGGGCGAGCCGGUGCCUGCCUUGGACAAGGUGCAGCCGAAUAGCAUGAACAUCUUCAAGUUUCCGCUAAUCGCGAUGUUUUGGAACAUGAUCUUCUAUAUGGUCUGCUUAGCCUACUUCACUGACUGCAAAUUCCUCGACGCAAAGCCAAAAUUGGACAUGGUACAGUGCGCUGCGAAGUAUGAGGAUUUCUACGGCUUCUGCACCUACAUGCCUUGUUUUAUGCACCUCUGCCGGGCAUACUAUGCAAUGUAUUCCCAGGGCGGGUUGGUCAUUUUCGGGGACGGUUUCUGCAUGGGUAGCAGCAGCUUAAUCAAGAAGAUGUCGAGCAGUCAGAACAUCGCCAGGUGA
This is a messenger RNA of Symbiodinium natans, 774 nucleotides long. The record is from the annotation of a GenBank genome assembly. Lineage: Eukaryota; Dinophyceae; Suessiales; Symbiodiniaceae.